CCCUUCCUCCUCCCCGCUCCCCGGCUCCUUAAAACAAAACAAAAAAGCCAAACCCCCCCCCAAAACACUCAACUCUGUUUUUCUGGAUUUUUUUCCUACACGUCCUCCUGAUUUUCCAACUUUGACACCACUCUGUCCCUGAACGGGUCUUAAGUGUUUGGAAGAGUGUGGUGUUAGAGAGGAAGAGGGUAGGAAAAUGGAAGCAAAUUUAAGACCCUUAAUAUUGGCCCUGUGGAUUUAUGGUAAAAAAGGGAUUGAGAUAGGUGGAUAUUGGGCUCUGUGGCUGCACUCUGGAAUUUGAAGGAGCUUUAGAGAUGGGUCACGGCUUCUUCAGUGGGAUGCCUGUCACUUCUGGAACUUUCUGAACAACGGAUGAGAGAGUAGGAAAAAAAGUGGCCUCUGCCCCUUGAGAAUUUAGCAAGCCUUUUAGUGCGGUGGUCUCAAAGCGUGGUCCCGGAAGAAAGUGCAUAUAGGGAAAGAAAUAGGAUGUGAGCUGUCCAAAACAAUGAAAACCGAAGUAGGCUUUUCCUAGCGCUGACAUGGAUGUCUGUGGCCCCUUUCGGAUGAUCCGCGGCACCUAAGGAGGGAAAAGGAGGGUUCUGCUGUUGGGGCCCUGCUUGAUUUGCUUGCUCUCUGGUAUUAUGACAUAGUUUAGACGUUUGGUUCAAGUGGAUUCUAGUGCCUGUUUAGAAUCUUUAUAUUGUUUUGUAAAAGAAUGAGAGGUGACUGCGAUAAUAUUUGUAGCACAAAGCAGUCCUUACCUUUUCACUUCCUUCCACCAUUAUUACCUCUUUACACCACCCUCCUCAUGUUAUUUAAUGAAAAAAUACUUAAAAGAGUUGUUGAGUGUAAGAUGAAGCACUUGGAUGUGGUCACAUCAUGUUUGAACUAUCUUGGGGCUGAGUUAACGGAGUUUUGUCCUCCUUGUGAAGAAUUCUAAUUUGGCAAGUGGAUUAAAAUCAUCUCAUGAGGAAUCGCUUGCCAAAGCAUCAAUGUUUAUCCUGAAGAAGAGAAAAUGAAGGAGUCUGUGUCUCCAAUAUUUGAAAAACUCAUUUGGAAGUGGAAGAAGACUUCAUCUAUGUUGCCUUAAAGGAAGAUCUUACAGCGUGAAAGGGAAGCAAUGCAGAAAUCAGAGUGCCACGGAGGCGUUCAGCUGAGAAACAGAGGGGCAGAUAACUGUGAUCAAAGGACAUCAUCGAGCAUACAAAUUAAACAUAGGACUGCAGUUCAACAAGGCAAAUCCUCAUCAUCAACCAGUUCUCCAGAGUCUGCAAGAAAAUUUCAUCCUCGACCAAGUGAUAAACUUAACCCUAAGACAAUUAACCCGUUUGGUGAACAGUCCCGAGCCCCUUCUGCAUUUGCGGCUAUUUACUCUAAAGGAGGUAUUCCUUGCAGAUUGGUCCAUGGUUCAGUGAAACACAGAUUGCAGUGGGAAUGUCCUCCUGAAAAUCUUCCAUUUGAUCCUCUUCUUAUUACUUUAGCAGAGGGUUUGAGAGAGACUAAACAUCCAUACACCUUCGUGUCAAAGGAGGGAUUUAGAGAAUUACUUUUGGUCCAGGGAGCUCCUGAAAAAGCUGUGCCUUUGCUUCCAAGACUGGUUCCUGUGCUAAAGGCGGCUCUGGUACACCUGGAUGAUGACGUGUUUGCAAGAGGUCUGAAUGCUCUCGUGCAGCUAAGUGUCGUCGUUGGUCCUUCUCUGAAUGACCAUCUGAAACAUCUGCUGACAAGUCUUUCCAAGAGACUGAGGGAUAAGAAAUUCAAAGAGCCCAUCACCAGUGCAUUACAGAAGCUAGAGCAGCAUGGUGGGAGUGGAAGCCUUAUCAUCAUCAAAUCUAAAAUUCCAACAUAUUGUUCCAUAUGCUGUUGAAGAAAGGAGCCCACAAAAAUCUCCUUACUUCCUGGUGACAGGUGUGAAAUGCUGGCCAUGGGCACCUAUGGUACCUUUUCAGAUUCACUUCAGGUUGUUUUUUGUAAAUCACAGCCACCAUUCAUUCCUUACUAGUUUAAGAUGAGUAAACCUAGUUCCACUGAAUCAUAAUAAAAGUUACUCAUCAACAAGAAAGAAUGGUCAGUGAUGGGGAGUUGUUCAAAACAGUUCUACAGUAGUAUAAUUUUGUGCGGUCGGUUUUUCAUAUAUUUACAGCUUAGUGCAAACAACCAUUACUGGGUUUAUAGUAGAUGCAUUUGUAUUUAUUUUCUAAUGCUUUGUAUUAAUAAUAUCCCUUUCACACUCAGUUUGUAGCUGUGUGCUUAUUUUUAGACAUUUUGUCAUUUUGUCAUUUAUCAAAGCUAUGGAAAUUUAAAGUAUGCAUAAACAUUUGUGAGUUCUCUUUUAAUUAUUGUCUGUACAUAUGCAUCUUAUGAUGUAGAAUCCUUGGAAAAAGUCCAUGCCAGAAUAUUCUAGUUUAAGAAUUUUUUUUACAUGUGUAAAUUCUCUUGUAAGUAUGUUGUUUAUUACAACUUAUUAAAACUGCCUAAACUUUAGGUGUUGGGUUUUAUUUAAGUAAAUGUCAUCUUUGUAUUCCGUAGUCUGAAAAUACUGAAGAUACUCAUGUCAUGAAGAUCUUCAGAAAUUAAAAUCUGAAAGCAUUUAAAUGCA
Messenger RNA from Prionailurus viverrinus (fishing cat), 2599 nucleotides. It is a transcript of the gene PACRGL, whose product is annotated as parkin coregulated like. NCBI's taxonomy places the organism in Eukaryota, Metazoa, Chordata, Mammalia, Carnivora, Felidae. The record is from RefSeq and is a predicted model, not a curated record. The coding region runs from base 1121 to 1867 and encodes 248 amino acids. The transcript has 10 exons.